ACAUGCUGUGGGAGAGGUAAAGAGUCCUGCUCUGCUAGUUUCAAGUUCUUCGAAACUUGUACAAUCAGACACGGGCUGGGAUAGCUCCGAGCUGCCCUUGGAUUUGGAGAAACCCCUGAGCGUUAUCACAGCUGCCGGAGGCUGGAUCUCUAACCGGCAGCACGUGCAAAGGAAGCUGAAUGGGGCUUGUAAACUUUUAAAGGUUCCCCCGUCGUCCCCCGCCCCUCAUCUGCCCAUCCUGUUUCCCUGCACCCUUUUAAAAUAAACAAUCACAAUAGAUCUUCAGGUGGAGUUGGAACGGCACUGCUAAAUUAUGGAAGAUUUUUUGGCUGGCUGGGUCGGGGGUGCUUCAAGUGUUGUUGUGGGUCAUCCUCUGGACACAGUUAAGACUCGCUUACAAGCAGGAACGGGAUAUGGAAACACACUGAAAUGUAUCCUCACUGUGUAUAAAAAGGAAAGUGUGGCUGGCUUCUUUAAGGGAAUGUCUUUUCCAUUGGCAAGCAUCGCUGUCUACAACUCUGUGGUGUUCGGUGUCUUUAGCAAUACCCAGAAGUUCCUUACCCAGUACCGCUCUGGAGAGUCUCAACCUUCACGGUCUUUGUCAGAUCUAAUUCUGGCUAGCAUGCUAUCAGGUGUGGUUUCAGUCGGACUUGGAGGUCCUGUGGACCUGAUUAAGAUACGGCUACAGAUGCAAACACAGCCGUUUCUUAAAGCAAACCUCCAUUUGAAGCCCAAAGCAAAGGACCUUUGGAACCAACCUAAGUACAAGGGGCCUGUUCACUGCGUGACAUCAAUUGUCCAGAAGGAUGGCUUAAUGGGACUCUACCGGGGGGCCAAUGCCAUGCUGCUCAGGGAUGUCCCAGGCUAUUGCCUCUACUUCAUCCCUUAUGUGUUUAUCUGCGAAUGGAUCACUCCUGAUAACUACACAGAUGCCAAUCCCUAUACAGUAUGGUUGGCAGGGGGCAUUGCAGGAGCAAUUUCAUGGGGAACGGCGACUCCCAUGGAUGUGGUAAAAAGUCGACUCCAAGCAGAUGGGGUCUAUUACAAUAAAUACAAAGGUGUCAUGGAUUGUAUCUCCCAGAGCUACCAGAAGGAAGGACUUAAAGUGUUUUUCAGGGGAAUCACAGUGAAUGCCAUCCGGGGGUUCCCAAUGAGUGCCACCAUGUUUCUUGCAUAUGAACUUUCACUCAAGGCAUUGAGGAGAGACCAAACAGUGACGGUGACAAAUCCCUGAGCUCCAGGUCAACUUCCUUCUUCUCCAUUCCCUCAUUUGAGUGAUGUCAUUAAAGCAAGACUCCUUACUCUCCUGAGCCAAAUUGCAGGCUGUCCUCUGAAAUUGGAGACUGGAGAACUGUUUCAUGGAACAGACACUUCCUCCACUGAAGACUAGCUCCUACCUGACUUGUAUCUUUGCACCAUUUAUGCCUUCAGAGAAUUAUUCAGCAAACCAGCCCUUUCGUGAUUCUUCGCUCACAAAACUUAAGCACCUCAAUCAUUAUUCCCCUGGCUGGAGUCAGGGAAUACAACACAUAGUCAAUGGGACAUGUCUCCUUCCCUCUGAAGUGAAGUAUUAUUGACAUUCAUUUACUCUGCCAUCUGAUCUGGCCCCUGGAUUAAAUAUAGAGUCAUUCUUGACAACGUAUGGUGGACCUGGUUCACUAUAUAUAACCUUC
Messenger RNA from Dromiciops gliroides (monito del monte), 1673 nucleotides. It is a transcript of the gene SLC25A48, whose product is annotated as solute carrier family 25 member 48. NCBI's taxonomy places the organism in Eukaryota, Metazoa, Chordata, Mammalia, Microbiotheria, Microbiotheriidae. Gene Ontology annotation, biological process: transmembrane transport. The coding region runs from base 314 to 1234 and encodes 306 amino acids. Gene Ontology annotation, cellular component: mitochondrion. The transcript is spliced from 8 exons. Gene Ontology annotation, molecular function: transmembrane transporter activity. The record is from RefSeq and is a predicted model, not a curated record.